CCGUGUCGCGCUUUUGGUUGAGUCCAAAGAUGGCCGUCGGAAUCACAUGUGCUACACUGCGGAUCUGCUAAAGAUUUGGACCAGGAGCAGGACUGCGUUUUUGUGGGUCUUUUUUGUUUUGUUUUUGGUUUGUUGUUGCUGAAUUAAAGCUUGAAGGCGAAACUGAGUGCGGUUUAAACGAGUAAGGACACAAUGCCUCACAGAAAGAAGAAAUCGUUCAUCAGCAAGAAGAAUGCCGUGUCCUUUCAUCUGGUGCACCGGAGUCAGAAAGACCCUCUGGCAGCCGACGAGAAAGCGCCUCAGCACGUCCUCUUACCUGCCGAAGCUGGAGGUGGAGAAAAGGAGGGAGGAGCAGAGGAAGUACGGCGUGUUUUUCGACGACGAUUACGACUACUUGCAGCACCUCCGAGAGGCGCCUCAGCCUGCAGAGCUCAUCUCCGCCUCCAGACCGCACCCACGACCUCUGGGGUGUGAAGAGCAGGAUGAGGAAGAGGAGGAGGCCAUGGAAGAGGUCAUCAAGAUUCCUGCGGCUUCCAUCAGUCUCCCGUCGUCUGUGUUUGCCUCCGAGUUUGAGGAAGAAGUGGGUCUGUUAAACAAAGCAGCUCCGAUAUCAGGCCCGAGGUUGGACAUGGACCCGGACAUCGUGGCUGCUCUGGAUGAAGACUUCGAUUUCGACGACCCUGAGAACAUCCUAGAGGACGACUUUAUCAUUAAGGCCAACGUGCUCACGUCCCGAGACGGCACCGCGGGUGAUGAUGAUGGUGAUGAUGGUGAGUGGGAGGACACUGACGAAAGCGAGACCGAAGAUGACGGAGACCGGAGCUACGACUCGGCAGGGGGCGUGUCCAACGAGGACGGCGACACGGACAGGAGACAGUUCAUGUUCAUGGACUGCGAGACGAAGAGUCGGUUCACGGAAUACUCGCUCACGUCCUCUGUGAUGAGGAGGAACGAGCAGCUCACACUCCUCGAUGACCGCUUCGAGAAGUUCUACGAGCAGUUUGAUGACGAUGAAAUUGGUGCUCUCGAUAACGCAGAGCUGGAAGGAUUCAUUGAGCCAUCGAGUACAAGACUGGAGGAGAUCAUCACCGAUUACUACAAACAGAAGGAGAAAGAGACCCAGAACCCGGAGCAGCUCGGACCUCCUGCACUGCCCUCAGUGAAAGAGGACGAGGAGGACGAAGAGCAGGAAAUGGAGACGCUGGUGAUCGAGGAGCUGCCUGAGGAGAAAUGGGACUGUGAGACCAUCAUCAGCACCUACUCGAACCUCUACAACCGCCCGAAGAUGAUCAAAGACCCACCUGAGCAGAAACAGAUUCGCGUAUCCAGUAAGACGGGGAUUCCUCUGGACGUUCUGCCUCAGAAAGGUCUGACGGCCAGGCAGGUUGAGCGCAUGGAGAGGAUCAACGACUCGGACCUGCCACGAGCCUCCACCCAGCCACGCUCUCGAGAGGAGAGCAAAGAGGAUCGCAAACUCCGCAAACAAGCCAUCAAAGAGGAGAGGAAGGAGCGCCGGACGGAGAAGAAGGCCAAUAAGGUGGCGUUCAAGGAGGAGAAACAGAAGCAGGAGAAGCAGAUGGUCAGCCUGAGGGCUAACGUUCAGGGCUUGAAGCUCUCCUGAUCUCCACCAGACGUCUUAAGGAUUAUAGACUGGAUUUAUUAGGUUUGUCGUCCUGAACUAAUCGAAGUGUCCAAUAAUUGGAUCCUCUGAGUUUCUGCUCCUUUUUCCAGUGGUAGCUUGUGAUGGAACAACGUACGGCAAAAUCUCGAGUGAUGUACAGAGCGAUUCAAGAUUUGUCCAACCUUUACCCUUUAUUGAGGUUUAUUUUUUGAUGUGUAAAUAAAAGUAUUUACAGCA
This is a messenger RNA of Silurus meridionalis, 1858 nucleotides long. RefSeq names its product LTV1 ribosome biogenesis factor (gene ltv1). NCBI's taxonomy places the organism in Eukaryota, Metazoa, Chordata, Actinopteri, Siluriformes, Siluridae. The transcript has 11 exons. Gene Ontology annotation, biological process: ribosomal small subunit biogenesis; ribosomal small subunit export from nucleus. Bases 233 to 1621 code for a protein of 462 amino acids. The record is from RefSeq and is a predicted model, not a curated record. Gene Ontology annotation, cellular component: cytosol; nucleus; preribosome, small subunit precursor.